AGGUGGGUUAUUCCCGUACUGAUGCGGGCGGGGGAGAGCUUUCAGCAACAGAGCUUGCUGCAACUCCACGCUACGGCUAGAGUUCGCCGCAGGAGAAGUGUGCCGGCGCCGGGACCCACUACUAGCGCCACCCACCCGCCCAAGCAAGGAGUGAGGUCCCGCCGCUGCCCGGGACCGGGUGCCCUCUACCCCCCCCCCCCCCCCACCUUAAACUCUCACCUCCAGUCUCUGGGCUGCAGCCUUCAGUCAAACUCUGAGGGAAAGUUUCUGUCAACUUUGAGGCAGUUUUGUCAACUUUGAGAAGAGUUUGUCAACUUUGAGGGGAAAAGUUUCUGUCAACUUUUGAGAAGAGUUUUAACUUUGAGAAAAGUUUGUCAAUUUCCAAGAGAGUUUCCGCGACGUUCCAACCUGCUUCACCUGGAGCCGCCACUUCCGGGUGUAGUGGAGACGGGACGGGACGGGACGGAGCAGCCUGCGGUCGGUCGGCCGUGGAUCUGUCGAGGGACGGGGCCGGGGGAACGGAUGGCCGGGCCGGGCGAGUUGCCGUUGAUCCAGAUCCACAACCGCCCAGAGCCGGCGGACGGUGGCGAGCAGUCGCCGCGGCUCCUCGACAGCCAACCUGGCCAGGCAACACACCACUUGCUGGAACACGGGACGCAGAGUGCCGGAGUAACUCAGCAGCCCCAAGGUAAAACUAGACAACUGAGAAGUCUGAUUCAACAGUAUAUUUGCAACAAAGAUAUCUACAACAAAAUUGUCUUCUGGAGGUGUAAAGUGUGGAUGUGUCUUUUGGCUGUUGUAGUGUUAAUCAUCACUUUAGUAUUCGCUGUCAUUAUCGGCAUCAGGGCCACACCACUUGAUGAUGAGUUCAUCAAUCCGAACCUCAAGAUUCAGGGAGCACCCCGGUAUUACGUUGGAAGCAUGAGGCUUCCCAGAGGCUCGUUCACACCUGAACUAGCAACACCCCAAUCUAGGAUCUUCUCCUCCUUGGCAAACCCAUUGAAGACCAUGCUGCAGCAACUCUACAGACAAUCCCCAGCCCUUGGCUAUUACUUUGUGGACAGUGAUGUCUUCUCGUUUAGCAACGGCAGCAUUAUUGCCCAUUACUGGUUGCAGUUUGCGUUGCCGAAGGAGGCGGAGCUUUUGAUUAGAUACACACUGAGUAUUGAAGUGUUGAUCAACGUAUUGCGGCAGCAUCUCCACACCGCAGGCGUGAGGCGGCUCGCAGAGGUCGACCCAUCCUCUGUCACUCUGCAAGUGGCAAAUGAAGAAUACGUUCGAAGUUUGAAAACCGGCCAAUGUGUAUUUCAUAUUUUGCUACAAAGCAGAAAGCAGACUUUUGAUUCGCUGGGAUUAGUGAACUGCAGCAGAAACAGCAGUAACUAUUGGCUGGUCCAAGGAAUGAGUGGUUACUCCAUCAAAGCUGACAUUACAUGGAUGGCCGCCAGAUCCGUCUGCAGUGAUGUGGAGGUGGCAACGUAUAGCUCUUGGUUCCCAGAUAUAGAGCAAACUGUUAGUAAGUUCAUUCAAACGGGCCACGCCUUUACCAGCGAGCUGGUAGUUUCUGGGAGUGUGUUACUCGUGACCUUUAACCCGAGAGCAGGAUGUGAACUUUCACAAUACUCAAUCACGUUUCUUCAGGUACCAGAAACAGAUUGCGGGGGUGUUCUUGUUGGGACAAAUGGCAGCUUUGUGUUCCCCAGCUAUUCAAACGACCUUCUUGAAGGCAUCAACUGUACUUGGAAUUUGAAGCUCCAAGAACAUUUACGAGCGAAACUCAUCUUCAAAGAUUUCAGACUGGAUGGUUCUCCAAAUAUUGGAGCGUCGUGUGUGGCAGAUUACCUAGAGGUAGAUGGACAAAGAUUCUGCGGAGAGCACCAACAGUUCUGCCUUUACAGUAAAGGUUCCAGUUUACAGAUAAAAUAUCAUUCCAACCAGACCCGCACUAAAAGCUUCACGGUAGACUACAUGGCCACAACAGAUGAUGUGACAGGGAGUCAGUGCCAUUGAUGAGACUGAUUGACGGAGGAUUCCUCGAUAAGUACAGUAUUUGGGAUAUUGAAAGUGCUUAUCCUCGCGAUAAUGUUGUCGCAAAUCUACAAGCAAGUUUUAAGGUGUUACUGGACAUUGUGCAUCAUGUACCGAGCAGACGAAAUAUGUCCUGGUCAACAAGUCCCAGCACAUCCUCUGCCCAGACUCCACCAGGGCAGGUUUCCUGAAACACGUACUGAAUUAGAGGUGGGAAAGUACUAAAUUGGAGUAAGGCAAACUAUGACUUUCUUCAGCAGGAGCUGCCAACAAUUGUUAUUGGGCAAGUCUACGUCGGACAUGUCGGUUAAGGGCCAGUUGCUCGAUGUUCAGAACCGGCAUGUUCCAGUGAGGAGAUGGGGUCAUGAUGGGAAAGGAAGGGAACUGGAUGACCAAAGAGGUCGUAAAUUUGAUCAAACAGAAAAAGGAAGCACAUGCAAGGUUUAAGAGGUUGGAAUCAGACAAGGCCUUUGACGAAUAUAAAGAAGGGAGUAGAGAACUCAAGCAGAUGAUUAGAUCGGCCAAAAGAUGAGUCAGAUUACAUAAAAUCCCAUAGGUUUUUAUACCUAUAUUAAAACAAGAGGAUAACCUGGAAGAAGGUAGAACAGCUCAAGGAUAAAGGAGGAAAUCUGUGCUUGUAGUCUGGGGAUGUAGGUGAGUAAACAAGUGCUUUGCUUAGAUUUUUACCAAAGAGAAGGACAUGGAAGACAGUGAGAUCAGUGUGGAGAAUACUAAUAUGCAAGGGCAGUUUGAGAUUAAGAAGGAGGAGGUGUAGGGGCACUUGAAGAGCAUUAAGGUGGAUAAAUCCCCAGGACCUGAUGGGAUUUUCCCCAGGUUAUUGAGAGAGGCAAGAGAGGAGGUUGCAGGAGCCUUAACGAAGAUCUUUGCAACUUAUCAAGCUGCAGGCAAGGUUCCGGAAGACUGGAGAGUAACUAAUGUUGAUCCAUUAUUUAAGAAGGAAAGUAGAAAGAAUACAGGGAAUUAUGGGCUGGUAAAUCUCAUGUCAGUGGUAGGGAAACUAUUGGAGAGGAUUCUUCACGAUAGGAGUUACUUCCAUUUGGAAAAGAAUGGGUUACCUAUGGACAAUCAGCAUUGCUUUGUGCACAGUGGGUCAUUUCUUACUAACUUGAUUGAGUUUUUGAGGUGGUGACGAAGGUGAUCGACGAGGGAUCGUUGUGGAUUUUAGUAAGGAAUUUGCUAAAUAUCCCCAUUGUAGGCUGAUCCAGAAGAUUAAGAUGCAUGGGAUUAACAGGAACUUGGUUAUAUGGACUCAGAUAUGGAUUCAGAACUGGCUUACUGAUAGAAGACAAGAGGGUUGUGAUGGAAGGACAAUAUUCAGGCUGGAGGUCUGUGACCAGUGGAGUUUUGCAGGGUUCUGUGUGAUCACACUAGGAUUGCAGGGGUCAUGUACUGUGAGGAAGGCUGUCGAGGUAUGUAGCGAGAUAUAGAUCAGCUACAGAAAAGGGCAGUGAAGUUGCAGAAGUGCUGGUGUAACUCAGCAGGUCAGGCAGCAUCUCUAGAGAAAAAGGAUGGGUGACAUUUCGGGUCCGGACCCUUCUACAGAUCACUCUGUGUUUCGACCCGACAUCUCACCCAUCCUUUUUCUCCAGAGAUGCUGCCUGACCUGUUGAGUUGCUCCAACACCGUGACCACCUAUGGCAUCUGUAGCUCUUUGUUUCUGCAAUUGGCAGAUGGGGUUUAAUUCGAGCAAGUGGGAGGUAUUUCACUUUGGAAGGUCAAAUGUAAAGGGGGAAAUAUUCAAAUAAUGGUACGACACUGAAUAGCAUUGAUGAAUCUUGGGGUCUAAGUCCAUAACUCCCUGAAAGUGGCAACACAAAUGGACAGUGGUAAAGAUAGUAUGCCUGCUUUUAUUGAUUGGGGCAUUGGGUCAGGAAGUCAUGAUGCAGCAUUAGAGGUCUUUGGUUGCAUUUGCCGUUCUGGUUGCCCUGUUACAGGAAGGAUGUGGAGGCUUUGGAAAGGGUACAGAGGAGGUUUACCACCAUGAUGUCUGGAUUAGGGGGCAUUAGCUGCAGGUUGGACAGACUUGGAAUGUUUUCUCUAGUAUGCCAGAGGUUGUGGGGACACCUGAUGCAAGUGGAGGGCCAUAGAUAGAACAUAGAUACAACAACUGCCAUAGAUAGAGUAGGCCGUCACAACCUUUUUCCCCCAGGGUGAAAAAACAAAACAAAUACUAGAGGCCAUAGCCUUAGGAUGAGAGGAGCAAAGUUUAAAGGAGAUAUGUGGGGCAAGUGUUUUUACACAGAGGGUGGUGAGUAUCUGGAACGCACUGCCAGGGGAGGUGGUGGAUGCAGAUACGAUGGUGAUGUUCAAGUAUUUUGGAUGGCACAUGGAGAAGCAGGGAAUGUAGGGGUAGGAAUUACGUGCAGGCAGAUAAGAGAUGGUCCUGGCACAGACAUUGUGGGAUAAAUGCCUGCUCUUGCACUAUAGAGUUCCGUGUUCUGUGUUCUAUGUGACCUUUUAGUUGUCACUGUUGUCACCCCCUCCCUCCCCCCCA
Amblyraja radiata (thorny skate) is the source of this 4543-nucleotide messenger RNA. RefSeq names its product suppressor of tumorigenicity 14 protein homolog. The record is from RefSeq and is a predicted model, not a curated record. The transcript is spliced from 13 exons. The coding region runs from base 523 to 2010 and encodes 495 amino acids. Lineage: Eukaryota; Metazoa; Chordata; Chondrichthyes; Rajiformes; Rajidae.